This is a messenger RNA of Penicillium daleae, 1170 nucleotides long. RefSeq lists its product as uncharacterized. Bases 1 to 1170 code for a protein of 389 amino acids. The transcript has a single exon. The record is from RefSeq and is a predicted model, not a curated record. Lineage: Eukaryota; Fungi; Ascomycota; Eurotiomycetes; Eurotiales; Aspergillaceae.
AUGACGACUCUCGGCGGCUCGACCAAGGCCGACUCGACCGUCCAGUCGGAACCGGCCUCAGUGACUCCAACAACCGAAUCGACCUCUUCUUCAGCGGUCCCAACGACGAGCACCACCACCAGUGAACAUACGACUAGCACAACUAGCACCCCGUCGACAUCUUCCACUUCCACCUCUACCACUUCCUCGACUACUUCGGUGCCGACUACCACGUCUACUACGUCGUCCAGGACCUCCUCCACGACUACUCCCACUCCUACGUCUACGUCUUCUACGUCCUCGACUACGUCGACUGCCGAGUCUACAACCUCCUCUUCAACGGUCGUGGUUGUGACGCAAACGCAAACGGAUUCCUCGACCACGAGCACCGGAUCUUCUACUAUCGCCUCGCCGACCUCAACUAAUUCCGUUGCUCUAGCCACCUCAACUGCGGGCGCCAGCAGUGGCCUCUCCUCUGGCGGCAAGAUUGCCGUUGCCGUUGUUGUCCCCGUCGCUUCUGUCGCUUUGAUCAUUCUGCUCGCGCUCUGGUUCUGGCGCAAGCGCAAGGCGAACAAGGCUGCCGAGGAAGAGCGCCGUAAAGAAGUUGAGGAAUAUGGCUUCAACCCGAACAACGAUCCCACUCUGCCUGGCAUGAUGGCUGCCGGUAGUGUCGCCCCCAAGGACGACGUGUCCGGAUACCGUGGCUGGGGUACCACCUCUGCCGGUCGCAAAGCCUCUACCAAUCUGUCUAGCGGCAUGGGCAUGGCCAUGUCCGAAGGAAGCGGUGCCUACCACCACGCCGCAACCCCCAGCGAAGGUACUGUGCAGUACUCGGAAGGUACUCAUCCUGACUCGGGCGAGGUUGAGCCCGUUGGCGUGCUGGGUGCCGUUCCCGUUGCGGCCAACACCCGCAAUGGCGACAUCCACCGUGGACCCUCCAAUGCUUCUUCGGCGUACUCGGCUGCCAACCAGUCUGAGGCUUCGGAAGAGAGUCACAUGUCGGCGGGCCACCCGGCGACCGGCUACUACGGGGAUAAUCCCUAUUAUGGUGAGAUGAACAACCACGGUGCUUAUGGUGGUGAGGACUACCAGCCUGUCAUCCGCGAUGUCCAAGCGCGCCGUAACACGCGCAUCGAGAAUCCCGCGGUCUACCCGCGGUCCGGCAACGCUGGCAUUGCUCAGAAUUUCUAG